UUAACGUUAGAGAGUUAGAGAGAGAAAGUGAGAGGAGAGGCCUUUUUAAUUAAUUCCCAUGAAAAGUGUGCUUUAAUUUGCUUGUGAAAAUCAUGGCUUUAGCACUUACAUGGUUUUUUAAAGGCCAGUGAGCCUAGCUUGUCUUUGGUGAGACCUUUAAAGAGUUUGGAGGAAGCUAGUAUAGGCUAGGCUCUCACAUGUAGGAGAGAAAUCUAGAGAGAGAAAGCUAGAGAGAGAGAGAGAGGCAAAGAUGGUGAGGACUCCUUGUUGUGAGAAGAUGGGACUGAAGAAAGGGCCAUGGACUCCUGAAGAAGAUCAUAUAUUGGUUUCCUACGUUCAAAGAUAUGGUCAUGAGAAUUGGAGGGCUUUACCAAAACUAGCUGGUCUAUUAAGGUGUGGGAAGAGUUGCAGACUUAGGUGGACGAAUUAUCUGAGGCCAGAUAUUAAAAGAGGAAACUUCAGCAAGGAAGAAGAAGAAGCCAUCAUCAAGCUACAUCAAGUUCUUGGAAACAGGUGGUCUACCAUUGCAACAAGAUUGCCUGGAAGAACUGACAACGAGAUCAAAAAUUUCUGGAACACUCACUUGAAGAAGAAGAUUAAUCAAAAUGUGGCUCACCCAGAAACCACAGGACACUCCUCUGAUGAACCACCAAAAUGGGGCAUAACUUACACCAUGAAUUCAAGACCUGUGAAUUGUUCAAGCGAACAAUAUUUGAGAAGUAUAUCCCAUAUAAUACCAAAUUCUACUCAAUCGGCGCAGCCACUCGAGCAAGAAACCGCCAUGAAUGCCUCAUCCAAGUUUCUUGAAAUGAAAGGGAAGCAGCUGUCAAUAAGUUCUGCCAUGACAAGCAACUUUCAAGGUCUGAUUGAUCCAAGAAUUGGGUUUUCGUAUCCUCAGCUAGGAUCCAAAGUGGAGCACAGUGAUGGUGGCAAUUCUAAUAUCAGUGACGAUCACAUGAAUUUUUGGUACAAUGUCUUCAUCAAAGCAGGAGAGUCACAGAACAGCUAGGAACGACUUUCAAGGUCUGAUUGAUUCAAGGAUUGGGUUUUGUUAUUUUCUUCCUCCUCCUUUUUACGGGAAAAGGACUUGGAUUGUUGGGUAGUCCAAUUUUGACUGUUAAAAUUUGGUUGAAAAGUUGAAAAUGUAAAAGAGUGGUGUUGAUGUAGAGGGCGGUUGAAGAAGUGUAUACAAAAGUUAUACAAGAUAUACUCCACUUUCUAGUAAAUUGACGUCGAAUCCAGAUUCUCUUUCGUGUCAUUUGUGUGGGGUCCUAUGUUAUUAUAUCGCUCAUGAUAUAACUCAUAUACUUUUUAUGCGA
Messenger RNA from Cornus florida, 1319 nucleotides. Its product is annotated as transcription factor MYB4-like. Bases 251 to 1009 code for a protein of 252 amino acids. The record is from RefSeq and is a predicted model, not a curated record. Lineage: Eukaryota; Viridiplantae; Streptophyta; Magnoliopsida; Cornales; Cornaceae. The transcript has 3 exons.